Molecule: messenger RNA, 2424 nt
Organism: Scleropages formosus (Asian bonytongue)
Lineage: Eukaryota; Metazoa; Chordata; Actinopteri; Osteoglossiformes; Osteoglossidae
Product: caytaxin-like
Exons: 13
Coding region: 419-1471 (350 amino acids)
Biological process (GO): apoptotic process
Cellular component (GO): cytoplasm
Source: RefSeq, a predicted model, not a curated record
UGCAGUUGCCAGGGAACAGAGGAAACUGAGAAGCGUGACGGAGUGUGAAGACGACGCUGGAAAGUAGGACAUGUGCAGGAAGCUGUGUGCAGGAGCAGAGCGACACCACCUCCUCUGAGCAGAGCAAGCGCAAGGCAGGCUGGGCGGGGGGGUGGCGGACAGGCGCCCGCGAGCGCUCGUGGGGGCCGGGCGCAUGGUGCCGCGGCGCCGGAUUCCGGCGGCAAUCUGACAGGCGUCCCUGCGAACCCGAGACCCGCCGCCCCGUGGACACGCCACCUGCCACCUGCCUGCCAUCGGAGCGGACGCUAGCGGGGGGAGGAAGGAGGCCGGAACGGAAGCUCCAGGGCGCCCUCCACAGCAGCCCCCACAGCACCCGGCACUCCCGCUUCCCUUGGGGGGGGGGUACCACUGAGAUAUCAUGGAGACCAUGGAGGUGAAGGACGAGUGGCAGGACGAGGACUUUCCCAGGCCUCUCCCUGAAGAUGAGGACAUGGAUUCAUGCUGUGGGCUCGCUGAGCAGAGGAUGUCUCCGCCCGGUUUCCCGAACGUGGCCCACGAGUCGGGCUCCGCGGGCAGUCGGAAGCGGCGCACUCUGGUGGCUCCGGACACGAGCGUGUCUCUGGACCUCGCUGAGGGCUCCCCGCCCUCCGAUGACUUCCUGGGCACGCCCGAUGACCUGGACAUCAACGUGGAUGACAUGGAGACGCCCGAUGAGACGGACUCCCUUGAGUUCUUCAACGGCAGCAACGAGCUCGAGUGGGAAGAUGACACCCCUGUGGCCAGCGCCAAGGCAACCCCUGGUGACGGGGCAGGGUCAGCAGGGGAGGGCAGAGCCAAAGGCUGCUUGUGGCGGACGGUGAUCAUCGGGGAGCAAGAGCAUCGUAUCGACAUGCAGGUCAUCCGGCCGUACCUGCGCGUCGUCACGCACGGGGGUUACUACGGUGAAGGUCUCAACGCCAUCAUCGUGUUUGCGGCCUGUUACCUACCGGACAGCGGCUGUGCCGACUAUCAGUGCAUCAUGGAGAACCUCUUCCUGUAUGUGGUGAGCAGCCUGGAGCUGCUGGUGGCUGAAGACUACAUGAUCGUCUACAUGAACGGAGCCACGCCCCGGCGGAAGAUGCCGGGCAUUGGCUGGCUGAAGAAGUGCUACCACAUGAUCGACAGGAGGCUGCGGAAGAACCUGAAAUCUUUAAUCAUCGUUCACCCUUCGUGGUUCAUCCGCACCGUGCUGGCCAUCUCCAGACCGUUCAUCAGCGUGAAGUUCACGGACAAAAUCCGCUACGUACACAGCCUGGAGGAGCUGGCCCAGAUCGUUCCGAUGGAGCACGUCCACGUCCCCGAAUGCGUGACGCAGUUUGACGCGGACAGGAUUAAGGCGCACAAGCAAAGCCCGGAGCAGCGGCAGCGGCAACCAGAGUCUCCGGGGAGCCAGACGAGGCCACCGUCGAUGGUGGAGGAUCCCGGCCACUGACGCUCGUCAUCGCUUUUUGAUCCAGUUUAGAGCACAAAGAAGUCUUGAAGGGACAAUGAGCGGUGAAUAGACGUCUCUCCGGAACCUUCCGGCCUCCCGCUUGGUCCCCCGAAAGAAGAAUCCACAAGUCAAACUGUGCUGCCCCCCCCUCAACAGAGCAGUGUGUUCCGGAUUGUGUCAGUCCAGCGUCGUACAUCCAAAUUGUUCCACGCAAGUGAGGAGGUGACAGGACCCCAAGGACAGUCAUUGGCAAGGAAGAAGUUUGUCUUCCUGUGGAGGCAGUCAAGACGUCUGAGGGGAACUGUGGACGCAGCGGCCUCGCGCCACACACCCUGAGAACAGCAGCGGUGCUGAGACAAUGGUGGUGGGGGUGUGGGGGGUCCACGCCGCAGGAGGCCCCUUGCUGUUCGUUUCAGAGUGAGGGCUGUCCCAGUAAUUACUGACCGCGCAGCUCCGUUGCGCCAACGGGAGGCGAAUGGCCAGGGAGCCGAGUCCUCGCGGCACGGGUUCGACAACCUCGGGGGCCUCCUUUUUGCCGCGGUCACACUUCUUGCGGUGCUUCCAGAAUCGCCUGUCUUCUCAGACACUGCGGUCGCGUGUCGCAGAUCGGCUCCCUCCACUCCCCACUGCACCUCCGCCAGGGGUCUCGAACCCUGGACCGCUUCUCACACACCUGUUGUCAAUCAGCUCCAAACAAUUAAUGCCAUGAGGCUCAGUGUCAAUAAAGUGGAGAUUCCUACAGGCUGGAGUGAAUCCCAGCCGCGCUCCUGUCUGCGCGCGCACACACACACACACACACACACACACACACACACACACACACACACACACACACACACUGAGCCUCACAUUCGCACUAGCCACUGCGCCGCAGUUCGGCACCGAAGAGUCGCGUUCCGAUAUAACAGCCCGAAAUUCAGGGGAUGCGUGCGGGGGGGGGGUUAGUGAAGAUG